Messenger RNA from Ictalurus furcatus (blue catfish), 3615 nucleotides. RefSeq names its product gamma-aminobutyric acid type A receptor subunit gamma1 (gene gabrg1). Gene Ontology annotation, biological process: nervous system process; gamma-aminobutyric acid signaling pathway; synaptic transmission, GABAergic. Gene Ontology annotation, molecular function: inhibitory extracellular ligand-gated monoatomic ion channel activity; benzodiazepine receptor activity; transmitter-gated monoatomic ion channel activity involved in regulation of postsynaptic membrane potential. The record is from RefSeq and is a predicted model, not a curated record. NCBI's taxonomy places the organism in Eukaryota, Metazoa, Chordata, Actinopteri, Siluriformes, Ictaluridae. Gene Ontology annotation, cellular component: neuron projection; synapse; postsynapse. The transcript has 9 exons. Bases 350 to 1720 code for a protein of 456 amino acids.
UGAGUGCGCUUCAGUCAGCAGAAGGCCAGAAGACGCGGUACCGCAGCAAUCAGCGGAAUCCCGCUUUCACUCGCUCUCCUCCUCCCCCCUGCUCUCUCUCUCUCUCUCUCUCUCUCAGAUAUACUGUACAGUACGGCGUGUCUUACUCAGCGUGUGAACGCACAUUUUCUUCUCUCUCGCCUCAUUGGAUCACAGCGCAAUAGGCUGAAUGUAUGCAGUGCGCGCCAUCUGUUAUACUUCAGCACAAACCGCGGCUGGCUCAGGCGCAUGUGAAUGGGUCUCUUCUUGUCGCUUUUGCUAGUGUUUCGCAGGCCGUUUCGUUCAGACUGAGGGGUGUUGUUUUCGAACCAUGGCUGUGCUGCAUCCCCGCAGGAGGAGAGACGCGCUGGUCUGGCUGCUGCCUGGACUGCUCGGAGUAUGCAUGGCAUUCGGACCCAGUAAAGCUGAGGAGGAUGAUUAUGAGGAUGUUCCCAUAAAUAAAACUUGGGUUUUAUCCCCAAAGGUUUAUGACAGUGAUGUCACCCUCAUCUUGAAUAAAUUACUGCAGGGCUAUGACAACAAACUGCGACCAGACAUUGGAGUAAGACCCACUGUCAUCGAGACAGCCGUGUAUGUGAACAGCAUAGGCCCAGUGGAUCCCAUCAACAUGGAGUACACCAUAGAUAUCUUCUUUGCUCAGACAUGGUAUGACAGCCGGCUCAAGUUUAACAGCAGCAUGAAGCUCCUCAUGCUAAACAGCAACAUGGUGGGAAAGAUCUGGAUCCCUGAUACGUUUUUCCGCAACUCCCGGAAAUCUGAUGCCCACUGGAUCACUACACCCAACCGACUUCUGCGCCUUUGGAGCAAUGGACGUGUAAUGUACACUCUGAGGUUGACUAUUAAUGCGGAAUGCUACCUUAAGCUGCAUAACUUUCCUAUGGAUGAACAUUCGUGUCCGCUGGAGUUUUCAAGCUAUGGGUAUCCAAAAAAUGAGAUCCAGUAUAGAUGGCAGCGUCGCGCUGUUGAGGUAGCUGACCAGAGGUACUGGAGACUUUACCAGUUUGCCUUUGUUGGCCUGCGCAACACAUCUGAUGUGGCACAUACACAGUCUGGGGAGUAUGUGAUUAUGACUAUCUUCUUUGAUCUGAGCCGGAGAAUGGGCUACUUCACCAUCCAGACCUACAUCCCAUGCAGCAUGAUUGUAGUGCUGUCCUGGGUUUCCUUCUGGAUCAACAAAGACGCUGUGCCUGCCCGAACAUCUUUAGGUAUCACAACUGUCCUUACUAUGACAACCCUAAGCACCAUAUCCAGGAAGUCAUUGCCGAAAGUGUCUUAUGUGACAGCCAUGGAUUUGUUUGUGUCUGUUUGCUUCAUCUUCACCUUUGCUGCACUUAUGGAGUAUGGAACACUGCACUACUUCACCAGUAACCGUCAGAACAAGAAAACCAAGUCGAGCAGUGCACCGAAAUCAAGCAUGGCGAACAUCAGACCAGGGACGUCUCUGCUCCAGAUGAACAACAUUGCGCCUUAUGAUGAUGAUGAUUACGCAUACGAGUGUCUGGAUGGGAAAGACUGCACAAGUUUUUUCUGCUGCUUUGAUGACUGUCGCUCAGGGGCAUGGCGUGAAAACAGGAUGCACGUUCAUGUGUCCAAAAUUGACUCCUACUCCAGAAUAUUCUUCCCAACUGCUUUUGGCCUCUUCAACCUUGUGUACUGGAUUGGGUACCUCUAUCUCAUAUAAAGAUAUGGUGUGAGUGAGGCUUGGACUCAUUUGAAAUCUAAGAAAUAUUUGAAAAUCAUUUGUAACUUUCCCUUCCUCUCGAUACUGUAUAAGAGUGGGUUUAUAAGAGCCACCCACCAGUGGUGUCUUCAUUCUUUGAUAUGAUGUAUUUUACUAGGUGAGAAUGUGUUAGUGAAGAAAAGAAAGACGAGGUGCAUGUGACAUGUUAGACGUUAUAGUUCAGUAUUACACUACUUUGAAAAUUACCAGCAGGAACUUUUUUAAAAAUCGGAAAAUCUGAUUAAUAUUGAAGACUAUUUGAAACAUUUUGUGCCAUAUCAAACACGUUCAGACAAAUCUGCCUUGCUCAGUAAUAAACCAUCUUUAAGGUAUGCAGUGAAGGAUACAAUUCAAAAACUUGCAUCGUUACAGGUGUAGCACAAAAACAUGUUUUGUGCUGCAUUUUGUGGACAAAUAAAAAUAUUUUUUAGCUUUCAGCAUACCCAGUAGUUUAACAAUAUUAACAGCUUUUAGCAGGAAUUUAACAUAUAAUAACAUGUUUACCUAUGUACUAGUGGCUAUAUAGAUGCUGAACUGAGUAGAUCUUAUCGUAAAUGACUUACAUAUAUAAUUACAUGUAUAUUUAUACAAAUAUCCAGCUUCCUUGUGCCCUCUCAAACCAAAGCGUAGGUAGAUUAAGAUUUUUCGAUGUUCUAAAAGUUACCCUUAAGCCAUUCUCUUGGAAAUAGCCAAUAAUUACAGCCUACUGGGUUAAUCCUAUCUCUGUAAUAACUGAUGUACAAAUGUCGCUGUGCAUUUUCACACACACACACACACACACACACACACAGUCAUUAAUAUUUACUGAGGAGAUGAUCAGUAAUGUUCCUAACAAAGCCUCUCAUGUAGCGCACUAUUGCCAAGAAGUUCACAAAGCCGUCCUCUUGUCCGUGAUUGUCCAUCAGAAGCUUUGCUCAUUGUUUGCUCUUUGCAAGUGUCACAUUCCUUUAAUAUAAUGACACAUCAGAGACCCCAUGGAUUAUAGAAGUAAAUGUUCUUGUCUGUAAGUCAAAUUUGGUCUUUCUUUUUCCCUCAGCUCUUCAGAACUACUCCAAGUGCACACAGUCAAAACUAUAAACUAUGUAAUUUCAUCUUGUCAGCUUAUGACAAAGCCAUGGAUGCCUUUUGUGUAGUUUAACACUUAGAUUAUUUUGUAGUAGACCAUUCAGAUGGUAACCAUGAUAAAAAGAGGAACAUUCUAAGCAUGAUCUGAUUUUUCCAUGUUAAUUUGUAGUUCCAGUUCUAAUUUACCUAUGAGCGGUCAUUAAAAAGCAGUUUGUGUGUUUGUGUGUGUGUGUGUCUGCCUCACUCACCCCUUUUCCAGCUAUGCUUUUUCAUGUCUCUGUUAGUUUGCAUAUUUUAUUUUCAUAAAUAUUUGCCAUAUGUCCCUUCAGCAGGUUGCAAUUUAGCCUCUUCCUGUUGUAACAUAUUUUCUAAAGUAGAAUUAUGUAUUGAUGUGUUUCGUGUCCAGUAAGCCUUGACACAUCUCACAAGUCAUGAAACAUGCUCUUUCACUCAGUCAGUGGUUGAACAUUUAGUCCACCCUAUGCAGAAUGCUGUCUUUAAUAGCGCUGAAUAGCAGUGAACAUUUACAAAAUGAAAUCUAUUUAUAUUUUUUCUAUAUAAAUAGAUAAACAAGGCAUUAUAAGAAUAUGUUGUACUUUUCCAUCAUCACCAUUUGCUGUUAUUAAUAAUAAAUAAAUAGAUUUCAGUGGUUUGCUUAACAGCGUGUGUGUGUGUGUGUGUGUGUGUGUGCGCGUGUGUGUGCUUGCUUGUGUGCGCGUGUGUGUGUGUGUGCUCCAUGCUGUCUCUAGGUUUUACUAUACUCUCCUGCUUGACUUUUUUUUUUUAGCCCU